AUGAAGGUCAUAUUACUUUGUUUGGCCUUUGCGGCUGUGAGCUUGGCCAUGCCUGUUGCGGAACAAGAGGCACCCGCUGCGUCCCCCGCAGUACCUGAGGUCAAGGCUGAAGAAGUAAAGCCUGCAGUUGAAGCACAGCCCAACCCUAUUGAAAACAAACCGGAGUCUGUCCCAGAAGUAAAAGCCGCUGAAAAACCAGCUGAACCAGAAGUUAAAAGUGCACCAGUAGAGGAAGUACCAAAGGUCAUUGCUGAACCACAAGCUGACGUUGUUUCAGAAGAUAAAAAACCAGAUGUUCCUGAGGUUAAAGCAGUAGCUGUCGAAGACCCAGUGGUAGAAUCAAAACCAGAAGAGAAACCAGCAGUAGAUGCUAAACCAGAAGAACCAAUCCAACCAGAAGUUAAAUCAGCUCCUGCUGAAGAAGUGAAGCCAGAAGUUGCAGACGCCAAAGUUGAAGAAGCCAAAGUAGAAGAGGUGGUUGCUGAACCUGCCGCCAAAUCUGACAUCGCUGAACCCAGUAUUGAUGUUGUAAGCGCAGUUAAAAAUGAUGCUGCUGUAGCUGAUGAUGUUAUGGACCCCACAGCUAUUAACCCUAUUUCUGAAUCUCAGCCUGUCGUUUCCCCUAAAAGCGCAAUUCCCGAAGAAAGCAAACCAGCUGUUGAAGAAGCUGCCGCAAAAAGCAGCAAUGCUGAGGAAGAAAAGCCCGUUGAAGUGAAAGCCGAAAAUAAGGAAGCUGAAGCAGCUGCUCCAGCUGAGGCUGCUCCUGCGGCUAAAGCAGCCGUAGCUGAUGAACUUCGCGUAGUUCGUGACGCUGAAGAAGCCAAACCAGAAGAAGCACCAAAAGAAGAGGUUAAAUCAGUAGCUGAGGUUGCCAAGGUUGAAGACAAGCCGGUUGAACCUUUAAAAUCUGAAGAGGUUAAGUCCGCUGAGGAGAAGGAACAAAAGUCGAUCGAGGCAGUUGAAUCCAGUGACGUCAGCAAGGAUGGCAAAUCAGUUGAAGUUCCAAAAAGCCCAGAACAGGUUGUGCCCGCUGAGUCGGUUGUAGAUGUGAAACCUGAUGUCAAAUCCGACGAAAAGGCUCUCGGCGAUGCCCCAGCUAAGGAAUCCGACGAAAGCAACGAGAGCUCGGACAAGAAUGACAGCGCAGAAUCCUCAGAAGAAAGCGGAGAGAAGGAGAAACAGGCGAAAUCCUAG
Molecule: messenger RNA, 1194 nt
Organism: Danaus chrysippus (African queen)
Lineage: Eukaryota; Metazoa; Arthropoda; Insecta; Lepidoptera; Nymphalidae
Source: the annotation of a GenBank genome assembly